AUGAGUUCUGCGCACCGUUUUGCCAAUCUCCUGAACGCCCUAUUACCAAAGAACUUUGAGGCAGUCAAGGACCCAUCCCUAUGUUUACGUGACUGCAUCCAGCGCUACAUGGACCUAAUGGAGGAUCCGAGUGAGCUGGCCAGCACCUUCGUUGGCUCUGAAGUCUUCGACGCCCACGUUGCCUGUUGUCUCACCCUUCUCAGUAGCAUGGCCACUUCACAGGACUUGGGUGCUGAAGCUGUUGAAGGUCAGGGGAAGCCCCUCUUCAGUAUCUAUCAGACACAACAAUUGUCCAAGUGUGUGGAGUUUGUCGUUUGCCUCGGUGUUUAUCCCUUCCUCUCACCGGGGGUUUCAGCUCCCCUGGAGAUGCGCAUGGAACACUGGGAAAAUUUCGCACUUCCCCAACGGCAGGAUGAACCAGAUAAACGGCAGAAAUUAUCGAAGAUUGCCAACUGUUUUGCCGCGCUCUGGCAGUCGCCAACGCCCGAACUCCGGGGUCUUCUGACACCGAAUCUCUUUUUGGGCGACUAUAUUGCUGUUCUACUGCAGUUGGGCUACGAACCCCUUUCGUCAGUCGCUCUCCCCGACAAGCAGCAGCAGCAGAAGGAGGAAGCGGAGGAGAAAGAGGGCAUUAUUCGUCAAACACGGGAGGCUCGUUGUCUCCUGCACAACCUUCUUUCAGACCUGCUGCGACCUAUCGCACUGCGCGAACUCUUCUUCUUCCAAGCAGGCUUUUGCCAAAGUAAAGUGAGUUGUCACCAAUCAACGGUUGUGGAGGCUAAAUAA
This is a messenger RNA of Dibothriocephalus latus, 786 nucleotides long. NCBI's taxonomy places the organism in Eukaryota, Metazoa, Platyhelminthes, Cestoda, Diphyllobothriidea, Diphyllobothriidae. The record is from the annotation of a GenBank genome assembly.